Messenger RNA from Magnolia sinica, 1308 nucleotides. RefSeq lists its product as uncharacterized. The transcript is spliced from 2 exons. Bases 36 to 1220 code for a protein of 394 amino acids. The record is from RefSeq and is a predicted model, not a curated record. Lineage: Eukaryota; Viridiplantae; Streptophyta; Magnoliopsida; Magnoliales; Magnoliaceae.
GCUAAACGAAGGAAGAAGAAAGAAAGAAAGAAAAAAUGUAUGUGACACGGCCUCUUUCAAUCUACACAAAAUCUCCAGAUGCGGCACUUGAGCCACCGCCGGAAGGUCCGAAUUCGGGUUAUCUAACGUUCAUGGAUGAAGAAUCAGAGGCGGAGAGGGCGUGCUGUUGGGGAACUUGUAAAAGUGAUCGUCUUAAGAGCCUCCCAUUUCCUCACAAUAAGAUCCUCACCGUCGAAUACAUACAACAUCCCGAAUGCCAGAUGGUUAGGAUUGUCUCCAACAAGGCCCUCUUCAUUCCAGUUCUUGAUCAGCCAUUGUCUUCUAAUCGGUACUAUGUUAUAAAUGCAAAUGCGAAAUUCAAAGGAAAAGCACAUACAUGCUCAAGGGAGGUGGACGGGAGCACUUGCUGUUUCUGCACACACAUCAUAGACAAAAACCCACAAGAUUUCGACCACAGAGAUGUAUAUCAACAGGUAGAGAUCCGCUGCUGCCGCAGCGGUGGCUACAUUGCUAAGUCUGUAGCUCCAGACGGGUUCCCUCCAUUUUUCCUGAGGAGAAAAGGUUGGAAGAUUUACACGCGGACUCCUGUCCAUCGCCAACUAGGCGAAGCUCAUGGCGCUAACACCGCUCUCCGCGUGCGGUUACCAGAAUUCGACUUCCCGCUCUCUUCUAAGCGUUCGGCGAGCAUUGUAGUGGGGAAAUGGUAUUGUCCUUUCAUGUUCAUUAAGGAAGUAUAUAGUUUAAAAUUUCAAAUGGAGAGGUCCAUGUUCUAUGAAAUGCGCCUCGAGAGGUUGUGGGAAGAGAUUCAUACAUGCGAGAACGAUGGGAACGAAGGAAAUACUGUUGUUGUGAGUGCGACAAUACGAAGCGAGUCGGCGAAAAUUUUCGGGGUAGAAACCGUGCAAGAGGAUGCAGGUGUGGUUGAUGGGAUGAUGUGGUUGCGUGAGCCGCUAACUAGCAUGGAAGAGAGGAUGAGUGUGGGAUUGAAUAUGGCAAUUGUGGAUAGAAUGAAAUGGGAAGCUUGUAAAGGAGGUUGGAUUGAUGGGAAAGAAAGGGAUGUGAAGGUAGAGAAGGUGGAGGAAUUUGGAGGGAGGAGGGAAUGGAGGAAGUUUGGUUGUUAUGUGUUGGUGGAGAGGUUUGCUCUGAAAAGGAUGGAUGGGAGUUCAGUGCUUGAUUAUGAUUUUAGGCAUACUCAUGUAGUUCAAUCUAAAUGGGAAUAAUAAAAUUUCUCAUGUCAUUAUGUUGGAUAUUCUAUUUCAUAUGUAUUAUUUUUUAAAUGAUGUGUGAAAAAGGAAGAAAUUUUUAGAA